Molecule: messenger RNA, 2623 nt
Organism: Myripristis murdjan (pinecone soldierfish)
Lineage: Eukaryota; Metazoa; Chordata; Actinopteri; Holocentriformes; Holocentridae
Gene: itm2ca
Product: integral membrane protein 2Ca
Exons: 6
Coding region: 738-1517 (259 amino acids)
Biological process (GO): negative regulation of amyloid precursor protein biosynthetic process
Cellular component (GO): extracellular exosome; plasma membrane; Golgi apparatus
Molecular function (GO): amyloid-beta binding
Source: RefSeq, a predicted model, not a curated record
AAAACAUCACACCGUAAGCUUUAUUGAUUUCUAACCUAACAUUUCACUCCGCCCUCAGGACACUGUCUCCCGUGAUUUUGUAGCCAUGAUACCUUGAGAUAAACACACCAAACUCCAUUGAAAAAUGUGGGAAUUUGAUGUUUUCUAGACUAUUGCCAAGUUCAACUCACGCCGUGGGACACAACUUAAUACCUGACGGGAAUAUUUGCAAUUUUAUCCUAACUUCGGCAUCUAAGUUAGUUAUCCACAAGCUCUCUUUAUUAGCAAACCAAGAACUUACUUUGCUUCAGACCACUGAUGCAGCGUACUUCAUACUGUUUUCUGGUGGAGGGAAAUUUAUUUGGAAAUAACAGACGAAGCUAUUCGUAAAGCUGAAAUAUUAUUCAAACAGGCUUCAUCCAGCCUGGUGCACUGGACGCAGACGAAACAAAACGUCAGGUACUACAUGUGCCGAUAUGCAAGGCAGCAUUAAACUGACACAUUUCUGAAUGGCAGCCGGGACCAGCGAGACGGCAGUGGGCUGGUCCUUUAAGAGCACAUUAAAAAAAAAAAAAAACAAAACAGCAAACCCCCGGUAGAUAAAGACAAAACAGAUACAUUGUAGCUACAGAAACAACCCGGCGGUGACAACAGAGCGGCGCGUCGACGAGGUGAAGGAUAUUUGUUUCGAGGAAAGGUGCCCUCAUACUCAGGCGAAGAGCAAAGCCAUCGCUAGCUGUCACCACUGAUAACAAGCCAUGGUGAAAAUCACUUUCCAGUCUGUCGCGGGACAGAAAGUGGAAAAGGAGAAUGAUGGCGACAAGACCGAAAUCCUCAUCCCUCAUCCGACGGAUGAGGAGGAGCUGGUUUUGCCGCUACGGCCCAGGAAAUCUCCCCUCAACGGCCUGUGCUGCUUGACUUUUGGCCUGGUCGUCUUCAUGUCCGGUCUGGUCCUGGCCUCAAUCUAUGUCUACCGCUACUACUUCAUACCUCAUAUCCCAGAGGAGAACCUGUUCCACUGCAGGGUCCUGUACGAAGACCCUGUGUACGCCCCCCUGCGCGGGCGCCAGGAGCUGGAGGAAAAUGUCGGCAUCUACCUGGACGACAACUACGAGCAAAUCACUGUGCCUGUGCCUCACUUUGGAGGCAGUGACCCUGCUGACAUAAUCCACGACUUCCACAGGGGACUCACCGCCUACCAUGACAUUGCUCUUGACAAGUGCUACGUCAUUGAGCUCAACACCACCAUCGUCAUGCCUCCACGCAACCUGUGGGAGCUGCUCAUCAACGUCAAGAAGGGAACAUACCUGCCUCAGACCUACAUCAUCCACGAGGAGAUGGUGGUGACUGGCAAAGUGCACAACAUGCGUCAGCUGGGACCCUUCAUCUACCGCCUGUGCAACGGCAAGGACACUUACCGUUUGAAGCGCCGUGCCACCCGCAGACGCAUCAACAAGCGCGAGGCAAAGAACUGCCACUACAUCUGUCACUUGGAGAAUACAUUCGUGGUUGAGACAAUUAUCUGCGAUGAAGCAUAAACGACAGUUAUCCAUAACAUCCCACCCACCCAAAGGCACAUCUCCAGUCACUUCUCCAGCCACUGUAGCACCCUCCUGUGGAUUUACUUUUAGUCACAUCUCAGUUGCACUUUACUGGUGAUUUUGGUGUCCUUUGUAAAAGAUGUCUUUUUUAUUUGAAUACUUGCUUGAUUUUUUUUUUAUUUUUUCAGAAGUAAUUUUCAUCCUCAAGUGUGUUGCAAUACUAUUCUACUGGUUCUAUCACUGGAUUUUCAAUGUAGCAAAGUCCUUCAGCCAAUAAUGAAUUAUGUUUUACAGACUUCUUCUCUUUGGGGAUUGCUUUGAUGGUUACUGUCGUUAAGGGGGACAACUGUCUCCACGUGUUGUCAAGUGAUUGUACUUAUGUUUCCCCUCCUUGCCCUGGAGAUUACUUUGUGUCUCUUAGUCCUAGUGGCACAGCCAGCUGUGCAAGGCAUGAAACCCUGCUUUUCUGUGCAAGAAUCUCCAUAGAUAUCCUCUGUUCCCUUUCUUUUUGUCUCCUCUAUUAGUCUAUCACUGCUGCACCUUAUGCACUCCCCCUUGCUUGCCUCCAUGUUUUCCCCAUGUCCUUGACUCUGCUUUGCUUUUUCCUCCUAAAUAGCUUUGUCACAGGGUUGGUGGAAGAGAACAUUGCAUUGGUUACUUCUGUGCCAGUGUCUCAAUAAUGAAUCUGAAAUUACUGGGCAUUAGAUAUCAUUCACUCUAUUUGUAUAAUACCACAUCAUCUUGUAACAGGCGGAGACCCCAAUUUAGUUUUGUUACUUCACAUUUUUCAUUUGAGUUCCUCCUUUCAGGGGGUGCAUAUUGUCAUUUUGUUUGCACACUGUUUAUCAAUGCAUUUGUGAAUCAUUUUAAACUAUUGUCUUUGUUUACCCUUGCAUGUGUUUAUCUAUAAGAACAGCACUGUUAGAAUGUUUUGUAAAACAACGUUUAAAGCCUUAGUCCAGAGCCCGCAACUGGACUAAAGUCAUCACUACUAUAAGGGAGCAUAUUAUAUGAUAUGUUAGUUAAAUGAAAACAAACUUUUAUCUGUAUAUUUUGUCUGCUGAUGAAAUCUGUCUGUGAUUAAAGUAGUUAAAAUAACUGGG